Molecule: messenger RNA, 680 nt
Organism: Eriocheir sinensis (Chinese mitten crab)
Lineage: Eukaryota; Metazoa; Arthropoda; Malacostraca; Decapoda; Varunidae
Product: cuticle protein AMP4-like
Exons: 3
Coding region: 48-497 (149 amino acids)
Cellular component (GO): chitin-based extracellular matrix
Molecular function (GO): structural constituent of chitin-based larval cuticle
Source: RefSeq, a predicted model, not a curated record
CGUCAAAGGGACAGGGACACACACAUUCCUCCAGCAUCGACGCCGUCAUGAGGACUGUCGCCUUCCUCGCCGCCGUGGCUCUCGUGGCCGCCGCCCCCACCGCGCCGAAGGAGGAGGAGGAAGAGAAGAGGCCCAUCCUCAUCCUGCUGGACGAACGCACGCCGCCAGAGGGAGCCGCCUACUCGUUCGCGAUGGAGACGGAGAACGGCAUCUCCUUCAGCGAGGUGGGCGCUGAGGGCAGCGCGGGGCAGGCCAACGUGAAGGGCGUGUACAGGUACAAGCAGGACGACGGCACGGUGGCUGAGGUGCGCUACGUGGCGGACGAGGGAGGGUUCCAGCCGGAGUCCUCCCUGAUCCCCGUGGCACCGGCCUUCCCACACCCCAUCCCGCUCUUCGUCCAGGAACAGAUUCUCUUCGCCGAGGAGCAGCGCCGCCUGAAGGCCCUCGAGGAGCAGAAAGAGCAGGAGGAGAACAAGGCAGAGGAGGAAGCGAAAUAGACGAUGGUUGGUUGAGUUGGGUGUUCCGGAGGCGUCCACAGCAUGCUCCGUGAUGCCUAGUGGCUCAAGUGACAGCCGAAUCAAGUGUUAUAUCUUUAGUAGCAUUAAGUUCAUUAUCCCGUCUAGGGUUAAAACUUUGCGUCUCCUACUCCACUUCUAAUAAACCUUGCCAUUAAUUAAAGA